CUCCGAGGACGGGGCAGGGGGCGUCCCGUUGGCGGGAGAGGGGUUGGCAGCGGCCGGAGGAGGCGUCGUUAGGGGCGUUUCGCGGGAUCUGCCGCUGCUCCGCACCUACGCCCGCCGCUUCGGACUUGCGACGCCCCUGAAGGCUGGAUCUGGGUGGGGGAGGGGAGCUUGGGCUAGACGACCCCGGAUCCCUUCCAAUUAUUCUGCUAUUCUGGUGGCCGGCGAUUUGAGGGCGUUGGAGGACGGCUGCCCCGCUAGCCCGGAGCUCUCCAGGGGAGGGGCUCUGUUUCUGUGUGUGGUUGUGUGUACCUCUUUGUGCGCCCGGCCCCAUGGCGGGCAGCCAGGAACUCUCGGGGGAAUACCAUCCCUUGCCAGUUUACGAAGAUGAGGAUGAUGAGGAGCUGCUGGUCCACGUGACGGAGGGGCUGAAAGAUUCCUGGCACCACAUCAAGAACCUGGAUAACUUCUUCACCAAAAUCUAUCACUUCCACCAGAGGAACGGCUUCGGCUGCAUGAUGCUUUCCGACGUCUUUGAGCUGGUGCAGUUCCUGUUUGUGGCCACGUUCUCCACCUUCCUGCUCUGCUGUGUGGAAUACGACAUCCUCUUCGCCAACCAGCCCGUCAAUCACACCCACCCCGGCGCAGGAGGAAGGGGUUUUGCGCCCGACCGUGGCAAGGUGACGCUGCCGGAUGCCAUCCUGCCGGCUGCCCAGUGUGCCGAGAGGAUCCAGGCCAAUAGUGGUAUCAUUUUCCUGCUAGUCAUGGCUGCCACUUUCUGGCUCUACCGUUUGGUGAAAGUCCUUUGCAGCCUGUUGAGCUACUGGGAGAUCCGGUCCUUUUACACCAAGGCGCUCAAGAUCCCCUCGGAGCAGCUGUGCAACUGCAGCUGGCAGGAGGUGCAGGCCCGGCUGAUCUCGCUGCAACGGGAACAGCAGCUCUGCGUCCACCGGCGGGAGCUGACCGAACUGGACAUCCACCACCGGAUCCUACGCUUCAAGAACUACCUGGUGGCCAUGGUCAACAAGUCCCUGCUCCCCAUCCGCUUCCAGCUGCCCCUGCUGGGCCGGGGAGUCUUCCUGACCCAGGGUCUCAAGUACAACCUGGAGCUGCUACUGUUCUGGGGACCAGGGUCACUCUUCCAGGGCAAGUGGAACCUCCAGCCUCAGUACAAGCGCGCUGGGGCCCGGCUGGAGCUGGCCCGCCAGCUGGAGCGCAGCCUGCUGCUCCUCGGAGUCGCCAAUUUGUUGCUGUGUCCCUUCAUCCUGGUCUGGCAGGGCCUCUACGCCUUCUUCAGCUACACUGAGGCGCUGAAGCGGGAGCCUGGGAGCCUCGGCGCCCGGCGUUGGUCGCUUUACGGCCGGCUCUACCUCCGCCACUUCAACGAGCUGGACCACGAGCUGCAGGCCCGGCUGAGCCACGGCUACAAGCCGGCGUCCAAGUACAUGAACUCCUUCGCCAACCCUCUGCUGGCCGUAGUGGCCCGGAACGUCGGCUUCUUCGCUGGCUCCCUCCUGGCCGUGUUGAUCGCUCUGACUGUCUAUGACGAGGACGUGCUUACCGUCCAACAUAUCCUGACCGCCAUCACACUGCUAGGACUGGUGGUCACACUGGCCAGGGCCUUCAUCCCGGACGAGCACCUGGUGUGGUGCCCGGAGCAGCUACUCCAGUGUGUGUUGGCCCACAUCCACUACAUCCCCGACCACUGGCAAGGCAACGCUCACAAGUCAGAGACCCGCGAGGAGCUGGCCCAGCUCUUCCAGUACAAGGCGGUUUUUAUCCUGGAGGAGCUGCUCAGUCCCAUCGUGACCCCCUUCCUCCUCAUCUUCGCCCUGCGGGCUAAAGCCCUGGAAAUCGUGGACUUUUUCCGGAAUUUCUCGGUGGAGGUGGUGGGUGUGGGGGACAUCUGCUCUUUUGCCCAGCUGGACAUCCGUAACCACGGCAACCCCCAGUGGCUGUCGCAGGGCCGGACCGAGGCGUCCGUCUACCAGCAGGCCGAGAACGGCAAGACGGAACUCUCCCUGGUCCACUUUGCCAUCGCCAACCCACACUGGCAGCCCCCGCCUGAAAGCUCCCUCUUCAUCGGGCACCUGAAGGAGAAAGUGCAGCAGGACGCCUCCCACGCCCAGCGCCUCCUGGCCGAGGGACCCUUGGCGGCCUCCCUGCUCUCCGACGAAGGUCCAGGCCCCGUGCCGGAUGCCCUCCUGGCUAGCGUCCUGACCCACCCGGUCCUGGCGGAGCGUCGGCUGGUUGCUCAGCCCGGCAGCACGGCCAGCGUGACGGCUAGCAUCUUGGCCUCCCUGUCUUCUUCCCAGCCAUCCCGGCACAGGAGCCGCCCUGGGGAAGCCUCGGUCUGCAACAGCCAGAGCCCCCUUUUGGAGAACAGCAGCACUGCCCCCUCUGCCCCACGCCCGGCUCCUCUCAGCCGCUCGGUUCUGCUCUCCGAGUUGGCAUCGGCCGAGAUGAGUCUGCACGCCCUCUACAUGCACGAGCUUCACCAGCAACAAGCAGCCGCUCGCCUCGCUCCGCAGCCUUCGGCACAAACAGCAUCCCCUCCGCGUCUCUUCGAUUCACGCAGCCAGGACCGCUCGCUAGAAGUUUGGGAAGAGGAGUCGGAUGAGACGCAGCAGCAGCAGCAGCAGCCGGAGAAGAGCUAGCAGGAACCACCACUCGCUCCUUCCUUCCUUCCUUCCUCUGUGUUUCUGGAGGGUUGGCACUGCCAUGGACAGCUUGCCCGUAUGGUCCUCCUGCGGGCAGAACAUGCUUGGAAGUGGGGUCUCCGGGUGUCUCCCCACUCCGGCGGGGCAGGCAUGGGAUGACAGCCGCCCCUCCUUCGCUGUGGACUUGCGUGUGACAAGCAGCCUCGUCAGCGAGGCUUCCUGGCCCCUCUUUGGGGUGGGGCAGUGUACGCUUCUUAAGGGGGGUGAAUAAGCUUUGGGGCUGGUUUGGGCCCCGCACGGUGCUACUUGUAUUAUGGGGGUCUCUCUGGGGUCAAGAGAGAAAGGGGUGGGAGAGGCUCUGCUCUCACCCUGUGCUUUCCCCUCCCCCUCCCCAUCCUCCUGGGCUGGCCCACCCUAAGCCCUCCUCUCCACCACGCAUGCUGUGGCGAUCGCAUCGCAGGCGAGUUUGGCAGGGGGGGGUAAUAAAUGUUUACAGAAGUGACAAAGGGCCCUGUUGCUCUCUCUGGAAGUGGGAGGAAGCGGGGGCACAGAAAUCCCCUAUUUUUGUCCUUUGGGGAGGGGUCCCUCCCGAUGCCAGGUUGGCAGGCAGGCUGCUGAGUGACGGCAAUAGGCUGCCACCCUCGGUUGGUAGGAAAAGGACGGAGGCAAUGGGCUCGGUGGUGCCAUUGCGGUGGGACGUUCUGGUUGGUACAACUUGGAUACCGGGAUUGCUGAGUGGAUUGGGGAGGGGGUCUAUAUCCCCUCUCCAUCCUGCAGAGGGGAAAGAUCCGUUCCCCUUGAAGCCGCCGAGAUCCUUCCUGCCACACAUUUCUCCCUGAAGGGCCUCCGGGAGAAAGCCAGGGUCGGCUCUGUCGCCCUCCCACCGUCCCUGGUUUCUUCCUCAGUGGAUUAACUAGUCAUAAAAGCAGGAAACCGACCCAGAUAACAGGCAGAGGCAGUCGACCACAAUGGAGGGCAAAAUCUCUGUUGCUGCUGAGUGAAACGUUUGAAAACGGAGUGUUGACCACUUUCCUGGCCACAGUUGUUAAGUGAAUCAUUGUGUUUGUGAAGCUAGUCACACGGUCGUUAAACAAAUCUGGCUUGCCUCUUGACAUUGCUGGUCAAACGGUCGCCAAAGGGGACCUCGGGACACGGCGACCGUCGUAAAUACGAACCAGUUGCUGAGCGUCUAAAUUUCGAUCACCUGACCACGGGGAUGCCCCAACAGUCGUAAAUGUGGGAAAACGGUUCGAAGUCUAUUUUUUUUAUGCUGUUGGAACUUUGAAUGGUCGCUAAAUGAACCAUUGUAAGUCUACCUGUACCAUACAACAGUGAUGGCUAAUAUAUCGCACGUGUGUGCCCACACCCAUAAUGCAAUGCCCCACCCCCCCUGCGCAUGCCAGAAACCCUCCAGAGUCCGGAAACAGGCUGUUCCGGUAGGUCUGUUUUUCGCCCUCCCAGGGCCAGCCCUGGCAUCUGAAACGGGCCACGUGGAGAUUCCUGGGAGGGGCAGGGCAGCGUGGGAAUGUGUGCGUCUCCCGCAUGUACGGCAGAGACCCCAAAAUCGGCUGGCUGGCGGGAGGCGCACGCACAUGCAUGGUGGAGCUGACCUAGGGCGACGGCCCGCGUGCCCCCAGAAAUGGCUCUGCGUCCCACCUGUGGCACCCCUGCCUUAGGUUCGCCAUCACGGCCAUAGGAGGAGAACUCCAGUGGCCAGCCUGUUGAGAUGGCUGCAAAAUGGGUCACCCAUGACACCAACCUGAUUUUAUGAUCUAUUUGGGGGCGGACAAUAAAUGAAUCAGUUGGAGAGGUGCGGUGGCCUAGAGAUGGAGCUCUCGCUCACAAUCAGGAGGCUGUGAGUUUGAUCCUAGAUAGAGGCAGGUAUUUUUCUCUAGGCACCCUGAGAAUGUAUCUGCUGAACAAAACUCCACAUUGCCAACAGGAAGGGCAUCCGGCCAUUAAAACAUACUAGCUCCAUUCAGUUGCCCAGACUCCACCCUGCAAGAGAUUAUGGGGUCGUUAAAAGGAGAUGAUGAUGAUAAUGAUGAAUAAAUGAAUCGGUUGUUCACUA
Pantherophis guttatus is the source of this 4728-nucleotide messenger RNA. Lineage: Eukaryota; Metazoa; Chordata; Lepidosauria; Squamata; Colubridae. The record is from RefSeq and is a predicted model, not a curated record.